Fraxinus pennsylvanica is the source of this 1050-nucleotide messenger RNA. NCBI's taxonomy places the organism in Eukaryota, Viridiplantae, Streptophyta, Magnoliopsida, Lamiales, Oleaceae. The record is from the annotation of a GenBank genome assembly.
AUGGCCUCUGUUCACAGCCACCCCCACCACGCAACACCGCCGCGCAACCACCCCCAAAAUUUUGAACAGGAAGAACAUGAUCUCCACACCGACACCGUCCUCAGUGGCCCUCUUGAUUUCAAAAUCACUGCCGGCGGCACUUCUUCUUGUACAGAAGAAACAGAUCCAUCGCCACCGCGUUCGCCGCCUCAGCCUUCUGACAUCAUGCCCUUGUUGAAGCAAGAACACGUAGGGAAUGAUAUGGAUGGGUCCACCCCAUUUGGUGCUGCGGCUCCUUCUCCGUUACAGUCGGUUGCUGUUUUAGCGGAGUCGUCGAAGAGGUCCUCCAAGGAUCGUCACACAAAGGUGGAGGGACGCGGUCGGAGAAUUCGCAUACCGGCGGCUUGUGCGGCCCGAGUCUUCCAAUUGACAAGGGAGCUCGGCCAUAAGUCCGACGGGGAGACCAUUAGCUGGCUCCUCGAGCGGGCGGAGCCUGCCAUAAUCGAAGCCACUGGCACUGGGACCGUACCCUCCAUCGCCGUCUCUGUAAACGGUGCUUUGAAAAUCCCGACCACCACGUCCUCCGAUGAAGAACCCGACGCAGAUAGCACAAAAAAACGAAGAAAAAGGUCCGCUAACAGUGAAUCAUAUACCGCUAAGGAUUCUUCAGUAAUUGCCCCUCUGGCACCCAUUGCACCCAGAGGCCUUGUCCCAGUUUUUCCGGGGACAGUCUUUAUGAUCCCAUCUACAGGUGGCGCCGCCACAAUUACCACCGCUGUGACGUCUAACCACCCACAUUUUUUUACCAUACCCGUCACAACCGCCGCACCUGUUUACAGUGUAUCAGGUGGGCUCAUGUCAAAUUUCUUUUCUACUAUGCAACCAGCAAUGAACGUGAGCUUUGGUACUACUACUAGUUGCGCCACCACCAGCGGGGGAAUGUCUGCGGAGAAGAUGGCGACAAGUACAACUUCAAUAGCGAACGGUGCGACAAGUACAACAAGUGCUACGCAGUUGCUUCAGUUUAUGGUUGGUUCAGGGACAGGAAAUCGUGACAAAACACCAUGUUAG